AUUCCUACUCUAGUCUGGAAAUGAAAAAGGAAAAGAAAUUAAAGUAGCAAAAAAAAAAGGAAGCUCUAUCGGGCAACUUAUAUUCCCAGCGUUUGCUUUAGUUGGAAAUCUAUUGCUCAAAGGAUGGCUUGCCUACACGAUCACGAUUGCGCCGACCAUAACUGUUCCUCUGAUUGGUCUCUCUUCAAGCAUAUUGACCUUCCUAAGGUGUCUGCUUUGAAUGAGGCUGUCACGGGAAGUGUCAAAUCAGUUUUUAAACCAUGGGAGCAGCGUUUGAAUUCUUCGGAGGGCCACUUGGAAAGCAAUGAAGGUGAUCCUGAACUGAUUGUUUUCAUUCCGUUCACAGCAGAUGUUAAAAUCAAGAGCAUAGCAAUUGUUGGUGGUGCUGAUGGAACAAGUCCGGCUAAGAUGAGGGCAUUCAUCAAUAGAGAUGGCAUUGAUUUUUCAGAUGCUCAAUCUAUGCAAUCGAUUCAGGAAUGGGAUUUGGCUGAGAAUUUGCAAGGAGUUUUAGAGUACCAGACAAGGUAUUCUAGGUUCCAAAGUGUGGGAAAUAUCACUUUGCAUUUCCCUGAUAAUUUUGGUGCUGAUACAACACAAAUACAUUAUAUUGGCUUGAAAGGAGAAGCCACACAGUUGAAGAGGGACGUUGUUGCAAAUAUUGUUUAUGAGAUUAUGCCUAACCCAUCUGAUCACAAGACUCGGGCUGAGACUGGCGGAGGCUUUUCACAUGUGGAAUAAGCUGUGUUAUAUGCAGCUCUUAUGAGUAGAGUGCUUUCUCUAUGAUGUACACUGUGGUAGAGCUUAUAUAUACUCAAAAAAAUACCCAGGAAUUAUUAGAUAAUUGAGAAAAUAGUCGAAUGCCCCCCUAACCUAUAUUCAGAUUUCCAACUAUACUUUAACUUCACGAGAGUCUUAUCAACCCCUAAACUAUUUAAAACUGAAAUUAUUACCUCCCUUAUAUGCUUAUGUGGCAAAGUGAGUGUGUUUCACUCUCUUAGAGAGAGUGAAGACCAAUAACAAAUAUAAAAAUUAUAUUUUUAAUUUUGUUUUCCUAAAUACAUGUAUUUUUAUUUAUUUUUCUUA
Messenger RNA from Solanum dulcamara, 1083 nucleotides. RefSeq lists its product as uncharacterized. Lineage: Eukaryota; Viridiplantae; Streptophyta; Magnoliopsida; Solanales; Solanaceae. The transcript is spliced from 9 exons. The coding region runs from base 124 to 738 and encodes 204 amino acids. The record is from RefSeq and is a predicted model, not a curated record.